Ilex paraguariensis (yerba mate) is the source of this 486-nucleotide messenger RNA. The record is from the annotation of a GenBank genome assembly. Lineage: Eukaryota; Viridiplantae; Streptophyta; Magnoliopsida; Aquifoliales; Aquifoliaceae.
AUGGGCACCAUAGCUUUUUCUGUUACCAUAAUCACUAGAGCUCGAGCUUUCGAGCAUUUCCAUCCAAACCUCUGCAGCUGGAAACGCCCAAUUUCACUUCUCUCUGUGUCCAAAAUCUCUAAUAAUUUUACUGCGAAACUUACAUAUUCAUCGUCAUCAAUGGCCACUCCUCUCCAAGUUCACGCAUCAUCUACCGUAGGUGCACCAAGUGAAGAAUUGUACGCUUCGUCCUCUGGUUUGAUCGGAGCAAACGAUUUGUUGAUCGUUGGACCUGGUGUUUUAGGUCGCAUUGUGGCUGAAAAAUGGCGGGAGGAACACCCUGGGUGCCUAAUAUUUGGGGAGACGGUGACAAUGAAUCAUCAUGAAGAGUUGAUUAAAAUUGGGAUUUCUCCAUCUUUGAAGGGGAAGGCGUCUCACAAGUUUCCUUACGUGAUCUUUUGUGCUCCUCCGACACAAACUUCCGACUACCCUGGCGAUGUAAGGUAG